Molecule: messenger RNA, 500 nt
Organism: Meloidogyne enterolobii
Lineage: Eukaryota; Metazoa; Nematoda; Chromadorea; Rhabditida; Meloidogynidae
Source: the annotation of a GenBank genome assembly
UAAUUUUUGAGUGUUUUCAACAUUUUUUCGGAUCACGUUUCGGAUUCCGUGUCGAAAAAAGUCUGAAUUUUGGAUCCCAGUCCAUUGGUCCGCAAAUGUCUUGUUCUCAUUUUUAACAUUAAAUAUUUUUUAAGGAUGAUUCUUUAACAGCCGGAAGUUCUUCAUAUCUUCACAACCCCACAGCAGCUACUAGCGCCUCCUCUUCAGCAUUACACGGCGGAAACCCACACCAACAACAACGUCGUGAAUCUCCCCCUAAACGUGCAUUAAUGGCCAGAAGUGCUUCACAUCAAAAACAAAAACAACAAAUGUCGCCAGAUGAAUGGCUGAAAAAAUUAGAAGCAGAUUCUGCUGGUUUUCGAGAUAAUGAUGGGGAAGAUGGAGAAUUACAUUCUGAACUUAAAGGAGGGCAAAGAGGAGGAAAGGGUGGUGGAGGAGGAGUGAGAGGACAACAAGGAUAUCCUCUUGUUGGGAAAAGAUUGUACCUUACAAGGGCGUAG